Molecule: messenger RNA, 3220 nt
Organism: Ostrinia furnacalis (Asian corn borer)
Lineage: Eukaryota; Metazoa; Arthropoda; Insecta; Lepidoptera; Crambidae
Gene: Hibch
Product: 3-hydroxyisobutyryl-CoA hydrolase
Exons: 5
Coding region: 187-1290 (367 amino acids)
Biological process (GO): L-valine catabolic process
Cellular component (GO): mitochondrion
Molecular function (GO): 3-hydroxyisobutyryl-CoA hydrolase activity
Source: RefSeq, a predicted model, not a curated record
GAGCUGUCAUUUUUUACUUUGGAAUCGCUCCGCGAGGCCUACCGGUUUUCGAUUUUUUUAUUUUAUUAGCCUAAUAACUUUAAUCGUAUGCAGUAAAGUUAUUUACAUAUUAGUGAAUGUUUAGUUAGAAUCACUGUGCCCAUUAUAAGUGUUUUGUGUACAAUUAAUUAGCUCCAAACAAUCGAGAUGUUUAAACUAAGCAUAAACCUAACUAGAAGUACUUCUUUAGCUCUUAAGCGCACAAUGUCUUCCCAAGAACCUGAUGUUCUGUUUGAAACACUGAAUAAUGCUGGCAUCGUCACACUAAACCGACCAAAAGCCUUGAACUCAUUGAACACGUCCAUGGUAACAAAAUUGCUGCCCCAACUACAGCAAUGGGAGAAGCAAAAAACACUAGUUAUAGUUAAAGGUGCUGGGGAGAAAGCCUUCUGUGCUGGCGGAGACGUUAAAGCAGCAAUCGAUAAAGUAGAGGGUCCCAGAUUCUUCAGAACUGAAUAUAAUGUAAACUAUGUUAUCGGUAACUACAAGAUCCCAUAUGUAGCGAUUAUCAAUGGCAUCACAAUGGGAGGAGGCUUGGGGAUGUCUGUCCAUGGGAGAUACAGGGUGGCAACUGAGAAGACUGUGAUAGCGAUGCCUGAGACAAAGAUUGGCCUGUUCCCUGAUGUGGGUGGCUCAUACUUCCUGCCACGGUUGCAGGUCAACCUUGGGUUAUACUUAGGAUUAACUGGGGACAGAUUAAAAGGCAGUGAUGUGGUAAAAGCCGGCAUUGCCACUCAUUACGUGCCAAGCAAACGUCUGCAUGAGUUAGAAAUGCUGCUGUCCCGUUGCACCAAUGAGAUGGAGGUGGACUCGUUAAUCAACAAGUUCCACGAACCACUGGAAGAGUUCUCCCUGGCCCCACAUAUUAAACACAUCAACUACUGCUUCGCGGCAUCAACCAUUGAAGAAAUAAUUGAGAGGCUUGAGAAGGUCCAGAACGACUGGUCGGUGAAAACAUUGGAGACGCUGCACCAGAUGUGCCCCGGCUCGCUGAAGAUAACGCUGCGAGCGUUACAGCGCGGCGCACAGCUGGAGCUGGGCCAGUGUCUGCGCAUGGAGUACCGCCUCGCCUGCCGCGCCACCAUGAACCACGACUUCCCUGAGGGCGUUCGCGCACUCCUCAUCGACAAGGACAACGCGCCCAAGUGGCAGCACAAGACCCUGGCAGAGGUUGACGACGACUACGUGGAGAGCUACUUCAAGAAGCUGCCGCAAGACCAGGAGCUCGUCUUCCACGACGCCAAGCUGUGAGCCAGUUUCACGUUACGGGCGGGUGCAUUUAGUACGUUGUCUCGCAAGAACUGACUGAACCGUCGUUUGUUUUCAUUUGAGUCAUGAAAUAACGUGAUAGAACAAACUACACUCGCGAGCAAAAAUAUGGAAUCAUCCUAUUUGUUUCGAGCGAUCACAAAAACUAAAUGACUAAUAGAAGACAAAUAAAAAUGGUACCAUUUUAAAGGUAAUAUUAUAAACUUUAAAUUGAUACCACAGAUACAUGCAUAGUCAUUCAGUUCUUAAGAUCGCUCGGAACAAAACACAAGGUGGUGAUUCCAUAUUUUUGCUCGUAAGUAUAUUUGGCACUUGUAAAGUGCUUUGAAUUUGAAUCAAAGUAACCGCAUAUUAUGAUGCGUAUUUUUGAAGCAAUCGAACGAUACUGCGCACAAAAAAUUGGUCCAUUCCUAUUGAAAUUCUUCCUAUUGGAAUCACAUGAGUCACGAAUUCUGGUAAAGUUCCAAAAUACUGAACUGUCCUAUCCAUGACAUUGACAGUGGGGCGCCACCGUCAAUACCGGAUCGCUGGUUCCGAUUUUUGCCAUGUUGGAAACCAUAUAGUUGAACGAUGGUAGCGCCCCCCUGUCAUUGAGUUUGGUGGGACAGUUCGGCGUGGGUUAUCUAUAGUAAGUAUAGGUGUGAUGUCACAGUGACGCUUUUAGUUUCAUUUAUCCUAAGACGUCAGAUCAGAGGAGGUAUCAUGUCAGAUCUUGUGAAACAACUUGAUGUAAUGAUUGGUGCAUUGUAGUUUAGAAAUAAGUAGAAAAAUUAACUACUUUCUCAUAUAAUUGAAGUAAAAAGUAUAUUUUGAAAUCAAUUUUCGUACUUAUAAUGUAAUUAUUUGAAUUUAUACAUUAUUUACUUCAUAGAUUGCUAUUUACGUUUAGCAAAAAAAAUAUGAUUCGUAAAAAUUAAAUGUUCCAUAAAAACAACACAGUGUCGUGUCGUAUAGCAUUACGUCUAUGAUAAUAAUAUAAGUGUAAUAAAAUAUGAUUGUAGUUAGCAUCACAGUUGGCAAUUAGUUAAAUGAGCGGGAUCCGGCGUGAGAAGUAUGCCCUCGCAACUAUUUAAACUGUGUGUCAAAUAACCGGUAGAUUUACAUCGUCAUUGGUUAAAGAACCUGGAAUUGGAUUAUUUGAGACAAAGGGAUUAUCUUUAAUUAGUAGUAUAGCCAUAGUAGCUUAGUCUUUGGUGGUGGUCAUUGGUAAGGUUCAAGUUGCAUUAUGCUGUUAUGAGCCAUUUCUUGAUAUUGAUAGCCAUUUAGCUGUAUCUAAAUAUAGCAAAAUCGUGGAUCGAAUAGUAUCGACAGUUUCGACAGAAAUGAAUACUUAUAAUACAAAGUGCAGCCUGGACCAAAGUAUGUGAAUAAUAAAUUCAAAUUAAUCUAUUUUUCGCGACAUCGUAAUAUGUGCGAAGGAUUGCUAUUCACGAACCGGAAUAUGUCAAUUUACAUACAUUCGCUCUUCUAGUCUUCAUCGGUCUUGUUACUGUUUUAUUGCAAAACUUAUAUUAUGAAAACUUAUCAUAGACUCAUAACGACUCACCGAGUUGUAUAGAUAGAGAUAGUGUGAAUGAGCCUUUGCAUUAAGUUACAACUUCCCUAGAACUAAGUGCAAUUCUUUUUAUAGAUUUAUUCAAUUAAAUAUCUCAUUCGAGUGCCUGUAGUUAAUGUCAACGCAGACAAUAAACAAGAUGCAUUUAUUUUUAUGAACUUUUGUAGAUAUCUACGUCAUAUUUUGUGUAUGGAGAUAUUUUAUAAAUAGCGGUGAGUGUCUCGAUGCUGUUUUGAUACUGGAAAUGUUAUUUAAUAGAAAAAUUACGUAAAAUUGUUAUAGCUGAAAGAUGAUGAAAAAAUGUGAUAUUUUUAUUGAGUUGGCAAUGUUGAAUGAAUAAACCACGUUUAUAAUGUG